GGGAAGGGCAAACGCGGAGUGGGCGGGGCCAGAGCGGCUCGAGGGGACGCGGCGGACGUGGGCCGCUGGCCUUGGCGGGACGGCCUGGGCGCCUCAGUCUCCAUCGCGCUGUGCCGGCGGCGGUGGUGGGUGGCCGAAGGAUGUGACUGGAGGGCUGCCGGCGGCCAGCGGACGAUGCUCGCGCUCCUGGGCGCGACGACCCUGAUGCUGGUCGCUGGGCGGUGGGUGCUGCCAGCCGCUUCAGGGGAAGCAAAUCUGAAGCCUGAAAAUGUCGAGAUCCACAUCAUUGAUGACAAUUUUUUCCUGAAGUGGAACAGCAGCAGUGAGUCUGUCAGGAAUGUGACUUUUUCAGCAGAUUAUCAGAUACUAGGGACGGAUAACUGGAAAAAAUUGCCUGGGUGUCAAAAUACUGCUAGUACCAAAUGCAACUUUUCUUCAGUCGAGCUUAAAAAUGUUUUUGAAAAAAUUGAAUUGCGCAUAAGAGCAGAAGAAGGAAACAACACUUCUAUAUGGUAUGAGGUUGAACCAUUUGUACCAUUUCUAGAAGCUCAGAUUGGUCCCCCAGAUGUGCAUUUAGAAGCUGAAGAUAAGGCAAUAAUACUGAGCAUCUCUCCCCCUGGAACAGAAGAUAGUAUCAUGUGGGCUACAGAUCGUUUAAACUUUAGAUAUAGCGUCGUUAUCUGGAAAAACUCUUCAAGUCUAGAAGAAAGAACUGAAACUGUUUAUCCCGAAGAUAAAAUUUAUAAACUGUCACCAGAGAUUACUUAUUGUUUAAAAGUUAAAGCAGAACUGCCUUUACAAAGUAGAGUUGGUUACUAUAGUCCAGUGUAUUGUAUAAAUACCACAGAGAGACGUGAUGUGCCUUCACCAGAAAAUAUACAAAUAAGUGCUGACAACCAGGUCUGUGUUCUUAAGUGGGAUUACCCGUAUGAAAACACAACUUUUCGAGCUCAGUGGCUCCGUGCCUUUUUUAAAAAGAUUCCUGGGAAACAUUCAGACAAAUGGAAACAAAUACGGAACUGUGAAAAUGUCACAACUACCCGCUGUGUCUUUCCUCGAGAUGCUUUCCCAAAUGGAAUUUACUAUGUCCGUGUACAAGCAUCUAAUGGAAAUGGUACAUCAUUUUGGUCUGAAGAGAAGAAAUUUUAUAUUGAAAUGAAAACUGUCAUAUUUCCUCCAGUCAUCAGCUUGAAAUCCAUUACUGAUGAUUCACUGCAUGUCAGUGUCGGUGCUUCAGAAGAGUCUGAAAACAUGUCUGUGAAUCAGCUCUACCCACUAAUUUAUGAAGUAAUUUUUUGGGAAAACACUUCAAAUGCUGAGAGAAAAGUUCUAGAGAAAAGAACCGAAUUUACCUUUCUUGACUUGAAACCACUGACUGUGUAUUGUGUCAAAGCCAGAGCACUCAUUGAAAAUGACAGGCGGAAUAAAAGCAGCAGUUUUAGUGAUACUGUGUGUGAGAAAACAAAACCAGGAGACACUUCCAAAACCUGGCUUAAAGCUGGAAUUUGCACUGCAUUGUUUUCUCUUCCUGUGGUCAUUUAUGUUGUGAGACUCUUCUUGAGAGGUGUCAAUUAUGUAUUCUUUCCAUCAAGUAAACCUCCUUCCUCUGUUGAUGAGUAUUUCUCUGAUCAGCCACUAAAGAAUCUACUCCUUUCUACUUCUGAGGAACAAACGGAAAGAUGUUUUAUAAUUGAAAAUGCAAGCAUUAUUACUGAAAUAGAAGAGACUAAUGAAAUUGAUGAAGUUCACAAAAAGUACAAUUCCCAAACUAGUCAAGAUUCAGGAAACUAUUCAAAUGAAGAUGAAAACAGUGGAAGUAAAAUAAGUGAAGAGUUUCUGCAACAGGACAGUGUGUGACCAGGAACAAACCCUAAAACAUUAGGGAGUCUUGCAAGAGUCAGAGUGGGAGCCUGGGCUUUUUCCUCUUCUCAAUAACUGUCAAAAGAAGUUUGCCCAUGCAGAGGAAGAAAAACCGUCUUCAGAUCACAGGUCCUAAAAAUACAGGCAAGCCCUUCACUAUUUAAAAUGAGUUUCGAGAAGUUUUCUGGAUUCUUUGCCGUGUGUCAAGUCUUGAAAGACCUGUCAUUGGACCUGCCUUGGAUGAGAGGCGUUAAAUCAGGAAGAGGCCCUCUGGCUCCCUUGCGUUACCUUAAGCACCACUGUCCUGUCAGGGGUUUGGGGUGCUUGUGUUCCCGUCAGCUGGUAUGGUCACUGUGCAUCAUCGUUCCUUCUCCCUCGCAGCAUUACACUUCACUAUUUUUCAGGAGGUAUUUAGAAUAUUUGGUCUUGUUCAAAGAAGAACUUGAAUACCACCAUCACUUGAUUUUCUGAAAAAAUAGCUUACUCUGGAAAACAGCUGCAGAUGCCAGAAACAUGGUCCUUAUAGAUUUUCAGGGGAAUUCUGUUUAUACCAAUCACAUUUAUACCAGUUGCAAGAGAUGUGGGUUCAGUCCUUGGGUUGGGAAAAUCCUUUAGAGGAAGGCAUGGCAACCCACUCAAGUAUUCAUGCCUGGAAAAUACCAUAGAUGGAGGAGCCUGGUGGGCUACAGUCCACAAGGUCGCAGAGAGUCGGACACGACUGAAGCAACUGGGCGUGCAUGCAUGCAUACCAAUUACAUUAGCCUCUACAUCACAGUCACCCAUCCCUUCCACAGUUUAGGAUUAAAACCAUGUCAUCUUUUGCUAUAUGUAUGUUAAGCCUUCCUGUUUCAGAACAUUAGGACAGUAGCUUCUGAUUAGAAGGCAUAAUCCCUAAAAUUACAGAGAAAUGGGAAACAGUCUGAGUAGAGAAGUUACUGUUAUCUCAAGAUAUGGGAGUGUGUGACAUUAGUGACAGUGUAUAUAAAGUCUUGGGAUCAGAAAAUGCUACUGACAGAGUAGAGUGAGUCAGUGGGAAAGAAGCAGGUGGCUUUAGUGAAAAAGAAGAAUGUGUAUCGUCAACUUUUGAUUGCUAACAUCCUGAGGGGCGGCGUUUGCUUUCAUGGCUAUCUGUGUCAUUUCUUAAGAGCAGGCCAGUGUCUGUCCACUGUGGGGCAGUAUUCAGCUAUCACUUCCGCUAGCCUGCAUGCACUCAAGUUAUUUAUCAUCAAAGUGUGGGAGGAAAUGAACUAGGAAGGAAACCUAAUUUUUUAAAAUUAUGUACUACCUCUUAAAGGCAUCUAUAGCUUAUGUUUAAAUGAUUUUGCUAUUUGGGCUUGUUCGUGGAGCUCCUGCAGAGAAAGGAAGCGUAGGAAUUCUGGCUACCUCUGACGCCAAGUUCUCAGCUUCAGUCAUUGCAGCGGAACUGAGAGGGAAGAGAGAUGCCACCACCCAGCGCAUCAGGUCCGGCUGGGCUCGUUUGGAGUAGUCUGCGGGGUCUUCUGGGUGGAAGAAGAGGUUGAAAGCAGCUGGGAAGGCCUGUGACACCCGCCUGUCCUCUCCAGAGCACCUUGUGUUCACUUGGGCCUCCCUUCAGCCCCUCGGGGAGCACACGGGUCGGGGGCCCCCACCAGGGCCAUUCUCUGCUGCAGAAUUCUUCCAGGGACCCAAACGCACCUCUGAUCCUCUGACCAGAGGCGUUUGGUUUACAGCAGAUCAGGGUUGGCCCUUCGCUGGGAAAGGUCCCGUCCAUCCGUGGGAAAUUGUCACUGUCCAGAGGACCCCGCCCCCGAUGUCUUCUGCGCUGGGUCAGGGCUGCCAGCCUGCCCCGCACUCGGGCCUGGGAUUUUCCCCAGGAAAAAUGCUGCUUCGGACUAGGAACAGUGCCUUUGUGGGACGUGGCAGAGGGAAAACUAGGGCAUUAUAAGGCAGAGACGCUGCUGAAUUCGCUAGGUCCCUGAAUGUGGGAGUAUGCGUGUCUUUGGGAUUUAAGAUGCCCUGUGGUUUUCAAUGAACAAGCAUCUGAGUGGCCUCGAACAAAAACCCCUCCGUUUUGCUGCAUCUUGCAGACCUGAAAAUGCAGUUCCAUCCCAUUCUUCAUUGUAGUCCACAUGUAGCUUAAUCAGGAUGUGUUUGCUUGUAAAAUGGUAUUUUUUUCUGAAAAAAUAGUUUGCUCGCAAAUACUAUAUACUUGAGAGCAGCAAUAAACUUCCUCAGAUCUGUGAUACUGAUAGCUCUUGGAGAGGCUGAAUAUAAUCUAAGCAUUUAUGUAGAAGAUUUGUGUCGUUACAGCCAGAAAUCAUGUAUUCAUAUGUAAUAUAGAUUAAUACAUAGUGACAUGGAUCUGUAAACAUACAUGUACACACGCAUGAUACUGGCUACUGUGCCACUAGUACAUCCAUAAAGACUUAGCAUAGGUUCUAGUUAGAAAAGGGUAAAUGCUGCUCUAGAACUAUGAACUUCAAAAUCUUGACCAGAAAUUUGCAACAUAUGAAGUUAAUUCAAAAAUAUAAAUUUAAGGACUUCUUGGUGGUCCAGUGGGUAAGACUAAGCUCCCAAUGCAAGGGCCCCAGGUUUGAUCCCUGGUCAGGGAAACUAGAUCCUACAUGCCACAACUAAGACCCAGCACUUUCAAAUAAAUUUUUUUAAGUAUAUGUAUAGAGAGAGUUUGUAUAACAUCUUUUCCUCAAACCUACCUUCAAAGCAGCCUCAGAUUGCUCCUAAGAAUUUGGAAGUGUACAGAAACUUUUCCUACCUCCUCCCCAUCCCUGUAGCCCUUGUACUAUGUGGCACGUUUGUGUUCGUUUCAUCUGGUGUCUGCCCCUGCCCGGGGACCAGAAGCUCUGUGAGCCCAGGAAUAUACACUUAGCACUGUAUCCCCAGUACCUACCAGAGUGCAGUGCCUCGUGCGGAAAAAGUGCAUAGGAAAUAAUUGUCAAGUGACGGAAACCUAAAAUUUGAACCAAGCGGGUGUUUCUGUUUGUGUGUCUUAUUGAGGUAUAUAAGGACAUGGCUUUAUUUCCAGUGUUUCUAUGAAAGCGCAGCCAGUGUUGCCAGUAUUUGUAUCUUCUUUCGUGUGUACUUUGUCUUAAUGCCCACUGCCGUUCUUUUUUAAACAGUUUAACAGUUUCUGUAAUAAACACUGAGGCCAAAAG
Molecule: messenger RNA, 5012 nt
Organism: Odocoileus virginianus texanus
Lineage: Eukaryota; Metazoa; Chordata; Mammalia; Artiodactyla; Cervidae
Gene: IFNAR1
Product: interferon alpha and beta receptor subunit 1
Biological process (GO): type I interferon-mediated signaling pathway
Cellular component (GO): plasma membrane
Molecular function (GO): type I interferon receptor activity; protein binding
Source: RefSeq, a predicted model, not a curated record